Messenger RNA from Pararge aegeria (speckled wood butterfly), 3536 nucleotides. RefSeq names its product zinc transporter ZIP13 homolog (gene Zip99C). NCBI's taxonomy places the organism in Eukaryota, Metazoa, Arthropoda, Insecta, Lepidoptera, Nymphalidae. Gene Ontology annotation, cellular component: membrane. The transcript has 8 exons. Gene Ontology annotation, molecular function: zinc ion transmembrane transporter activity. Bases 381 to 1568 code for a protein of 395 amino acids. The record is from RefSeq and is a predicted model, not a curated record. Gene Ontology annotation, biological process: intracellular zinc ion homeostasis; zinc ion transmembrane transport.
AGAAUUUUGAAGUUGAAAUUGGAAUUUGCAUCGCAUUUCAUUAUUCAACUAUUUGUUACGGCGUAGGAGUAUUGUGUAUUUUGUUUGUAUCAAGCGAUAACGUUUGGACGGUUUGCAGUUACUUAAUUGAGGUGGUAAAAAUGGAACGUCAACAUUGAGCGUUUUUUAUAAAUUUAUAUUUCAUUCCGAUAUUAUUAUUACGACAGUCUGUAGAGAUAAAGUCGGAUGUAUUACUCAAUCUCAGUGUAGAUUAGUUCGUCUGGACGGCUGAAUCUUCGAUAAUUAUGCCGGAAUAACACAAAAAGUAAAAAAAAAUUGCGUUAGACGCUACUAGGACCCCGUUCGUUUUAUAUUAAAGUUUUAAUUGCGGAACAAUAAUAAUGGAGAGUUCUAGUGGUGUAUUAGCGACAAGUUUUUUGCCGGAAUAUUUUAAUGGUUUUGUUGAAGAGUUAGACGAACAUCCGUGGUUGUUUGCGGCCCUUGCAUCUUUACUCGUGGGUUUAAGUGGUAUCCUGCCCUUGCUGAUCAUCCCGAUAGAUGAGACAGCAUCCUUCAAAGACGGAGCCAGUGCCGCAACACUACGUAUUCUGCUCAGCUUUGCGGUCGGCGGUCUGCUCGGUGAUGUUUUCCUUCACCUGUUGCCGGAAGCUUGGCAACACGACCUAGCUAGUACGGAAGAAGGACAACAUGUGUCGAUGAAAUGCGGCCUCUGGUGCUUAUUCGGAAUGCUAGUAUUUAUAGUCGUGGAGAAACUCUUCGCUGGGUCCGAUGAUGAAGAAGAGGAAGAAGAAGAAAAGGAAACUCCCAAACUAAACGGAAACGUUGACCAUAUAGAAAUAGAAGACCUAGAGAAGCUUCUAGAAGAAGAAAGAAAGACAAGAGGCAAAGGGAAAGGUGAAGGUAUCUGCGGAAAUGGGAACGCUACAGCCAAACAGUUAUAUGAUACGUGUGUCUUCAAUAAUAAUACAAAAGGUGAAGGUGUAUGUUGCAGUGCCAUAACAACAAAGAACGGCACAGUCCGCUGUAAAGGUAAUCGCUGGAUGGGACGAUGCCUUCUGAGGGAAGCCAAAGAGAAAACAAUGAAGGCUUCGAAGGAAAAAAGUGAAAAGAAAGAUGUGGCUGGCUACUUGAACUUGAUGGCAAAUUCCAUAGAUAACUUCACCCAUGGCUUGGCUGUAGGCGGAUCAUUCCUUGUCGGUUUUCGAGUUGGAUUGCUUACUACGUUCGCUAUUCUGGUUCACGAGAUUCCCCACGAGGUGGGAGAUUUUGCUAUACUUCUCAGGAGUGGCUUCUCGCGGUGGGAAGCGGCUAAAGCUCAACUGGCCACGGCAUCAGCGGGUCUGAUUGGCGCUAUGACAGCUGUCAUAUUUAGCGGGGCCAGGAAUGCUAUCGAGGCAAAAACGUCCUGGAUAGUGCCAUUCACUGCGGGCGGUUUUCUACACAUCGCUCUAGUGACGGUCUUACCAGAUUUACUUAGAGAAGAGGACAAAAUGGAAUCGCUGAAACAUCUAGCCGCACUUAUAUCCGGUAUAGUUGUCAUGGCUUUUAUGUCACAGUACUUCGGAUAGACUAACAAGAAAGAAUAAGGCAAGAAAUAAUCACAAAAAGCAAUAAUCAGUCAAGAAUGAGGCCAGAGAGGUAAGUUGGAACAAAAGUGUAUAAGUGAUAAGGUAUCAAAAUAGUACCUAAAUAUGCCUGAAUACUAGCUCAAUUUAAUUACCGUUAAAUGUCAAUAUAUUCAGUAAAUAUAUCGUUGGGAUAACAGUAUACAACAUAUACAAAAUUGUAUGUUAUCAACCCCUGGGACCUAAACUUUUAGAGAAAUAACCGUAAAAAAAUACGCAGUGACAACCAUAACAUUAGCUGUGUUUAUAAGAUCUAUUGGGCUUGCGUUUUUCUAUGGCAACUGAAAAUUGAAAUAUACCGUACUUGUUUCAUAAUCUAAUAUUGCAAUUUCUUUUACAAGAUAAACGAAAUAUCCUUUACUUGAAAAUACCAUCUUUUCUUUUAAUCGAGUAUUAGUGAUACUUUUCAUGUGUGAUCACUAUACACAAUUUUUAUUAUUUUUAUGUAAAUAAUCUUUUUAUUGCCUCUUAGCGUAAAGUAUGUUUCUGAAAAAUAAUAAAAAACCUACAAUCAUAAAGAACAUCUGUUUUUUUCAUUUCAUUCUUGUUUAUUUAUUUAAACGCACUUCAUUUGCUAUUUUUAUAACAUACUGCACUCGAAAUGUAUCAAAAGAUUGUUAACAGAAUAAGACAAGUUUAAAAAGUGUAUAUGGUGAAAACUCGCAAUCUGGGCAGGAAAUCUUGUUAAUUUUCCAUUUUUCAAGGGUACAUUUUGAGCAUAAAUAUAAUAAUUACGGUUUGGUUUGUAGAAAAAAUUCUAAAAAAUAUGCGAAUGAUUAGCCAUUAUAUAAAAGUAAACCUACGCGUACGCAGUUUCGUGCACAUUUUCGACCAAUCGCGAACGCGCUGUAUUAAGCAAGUCCUGUGAUAGGUCGAAAGUAGAAUGCGGGUAGUAUCGCCGCCUGUCUACGAACUGCAACAGUCAUUACAAGUUGCGGAUAGGUUUAAAAGCGCGAAACGUCACAGAAAAGACAUCAGCACGGCUAGCAUGAAAAAAUGUUAUUUUCUCCCACAGCUUUAUUGACUCUCUGAGCAUUGGCACACUAGUGAAAACAUCCUAAUAAUAUACGGAUAGUAAACUUCUAUUAACCCGUUGCCGUGCUUAUGCAGGUGGACAUAUUAAUUUUGUCCAUUGCCAGGAGAUGUAGUCGGGGGAUAUAAUUUUUAUCUCCAGCGCAUGCUAUCCUUGCAGAAACAAUAACCAGGGAACAAUACGUCAUUGGUUGCCUGGAAGAAAUCGCUAUAUAGCGAUAAGGCCACCAAACUGUCGUCUCUUUCUAUGUAUUUAUAUCUCUGUAACUACUUUUUUUCUUUGGUGUACAAUAAAAGUGUAUUCAUUCAUUCAUUCAUUAAUCCAGGGCAUAACUUAACCUGCGUGUACGAAGUCUAGCCAGGCGGGGUGGCGUAAAAAAAAUUCGGUAUUAAUCUACGAAAAGAAAUUACAAUUCGUUUUGGCCUCAGGUUUACUAAUCCAAUGGUGGACUUUGUUUAAACUUACUGAGAGAGAAGGCAUUUAAAUAGCAGUGGCAUAAAGGUGUGUUUUCACUGCGGCCGAGAUGCUUGGAGUGGAGCGGAGGUUUUAGCGAUUAGCUAAGAUCAAAACGUUGACAUGUUUACUAAAAUUUUCUAUGGAUUUCAAUUUUUUUUUUUAAAUAAAUGAAAUGUUCCUGUUCAAUUCACACACGGCAGAAGUAAAACUUCUGAAAGUAGCCUACGAGACAUAAGGUUUACUUGUUUUUAUAGUGCUUUAAAAUUAUAUAAUAUUAUAUUUAAUUAAAAUAAAUAACUUUAUUUUCGCAGAGAUUACAACAAUUAAUUGCUAGUGGUGUCCACACUAGGUAGCCUGUACAAUACAUAUAUUACUACUCAGUUUCCAUGUUAACUAAAACAAAUUGUGUAAUGUUUAUAUGU